UGUCGAAGUCUAACUAUGGACUUCCAUCUGAAGCAAUGGAGAGACCAGCAGCAUGAGUCAGAGAACCGUAAUACUGCGAAGAUGCCAAAACUUCUCUUUGAUCCACAUCCAAAACAAAAACAAGAUCCCUCUUCAGGGUCUGACGCUCUUCCUUUGUUUGAACCUCAACUUAACAGCAAAACCAGUAACCUGUCAGCGUUUCCAGACUCACCCACCAGAUUUCCCAGUAACAUUUCUCUUACUUUUUCCCUUGCAAUACUCUUGUUUACUAAUCUUACAAACUUUGCUUUUCUUUUUCUAUAUCAUUUUUUUUAUCAAUUGUUUUUUUUUCGUUUGCUAGGGAUGGGAAGUUACUUUAGCUUGGCUCAGUGGCAGGAGCUGGAGUUACAGGCUUUGAUAUACAGAUAUAUGUUGGCUGGUGCUGCUGUUCCUUCUGAACUUCUUAACACACUAAAAAGAAGUCUUCUUCAAUCUGCUCCAUAUGUUCUCCAUUACCCUCUUCAACACUACUCACAUUAUCAACCUGCUUUAUUUCAAGCUGGAUACUGGGGUGGAGCAGCUAUGGCUCCGGAGCCGGGACGGUGCCGGAGGACUGAUGGCAAGAAGUGGCGGUGCUCGAGGGACGUGGUGACCGGUCAGAAGUACUGUGAACGUCAUGUGCACCGCGGCCGAAACCGUUCAAGAAAGCAUGUGGAAGCCCCCACAUCCACCAACACCACCACUUUAGCUUAUGGUGGCUCUUCUCUAGGGAGCACCAAUUCCACUGCCAAAACUGGUUUUGUUGGGAAUACUUUUACUAUUUCUGGGCAUUCACCUUCCACUGAUCUCCUGCAACCCAAUCACAGUUCAUCAGAGUCCAAAACUGGAAACAAAGGCCUAUUUGCAGCCCAUGAUGAGGGUCAUAAGAAAUCAGAUGGUCAUAUGCUGCGACACUUUUUUGAUUAAUGGCCACGAUCCAUUCAAGAACCAGAAGUUGCAGGGAGCAAUGCAAGUCCUUUGGCUUUGAGUUCUUCUACGUCUCACAAUUUCAAUGCCCGGAAACUCAUCAUCUGAUGGGUCAUUGAAACUGUCUGCUGGCAAUGGAGAGGAGUAAUGCCCAGGAGAGAGUAAAAGGGAACAAUUCUCUACACUUGAAUUGGGCUGGAAAUUAGGUGACCUGAAUGAGGACCACUUGCAGAGGCAUUGAGAUCUUCCGCUUCUAACUCGUCCCCGACUAGUGUCUUGCAUCAGUUGCCCGGAGUUGCUGUGGCUGAAACUAGCUUUGUUUGCAGUUGAAUUUCGUUAUCUUGUUCUUACUUCAAUAAAAUGUUUGUGAUUUUUUUCUCCUGAACACUUGGAUACAUCUUGUUAUUCCUGUUGU
This is a messenger RNA of Tripterygium wilfordii, 1360 nucleotides long. Its product is annotated as growth-regulating factor 3-like. Gene Ontology annotation, cellular component: nucleus. Gene Ontology annotation, biological process: developmental process; regulation of DNA-templated transcription; DNA-templated transcription. The coding region runs from base 16 to 945 and encodes 309 amino acids. Gene Ontology annotation, molecular function: ATP binding. Lineage: Eukaryota; Viridiplantae; Streptophyta; Magnoliopsida; Celastrales; Celastraceae. The transcript is spliced from 3 exons. The record is from RefSeq and is a predicted model, not a curated record.